UUUGUUAUUGUUUGUGUGUGUUUUUGUUCUAUUUUUAUUUUUGACUUGUUUGUGCUGCUACAAAAAUAUUUUGUAACUUUUACGAGCUGUAAUUUUUGUAAAUUUCUUUAGUUUUAAUAGUUUAAAUGGUAAUAGUGAAAUACAAAUUCGAAUUUAAUAAUUAAGUAGCUAUUGGCGUUUGGCUUAUUGGUACCGUUAUUAACAAGGAUUACGAAAGGAAAAAAGCAUUUGCGUUGCAAUUCUAAAUUUUUCACAAUGUCCUCGCUUAUUGAACCAUAUGUGUCGACUGAAAUAAACUUUGACCGGCGGUGGAUUGAGCAAAUAAUUCUUCAGUUGGUGGAUGCAUUUGAAAUAAGAGUGGUAUGGGACACUGAAGCAAAAAUAUUGACAGGGGCAUUUGCACUGGCGGGUGUGGUAGUGGGUGGAUAUGCUGGUGGGAGGAUGGGAGCGGCUUUAGGUGCGGGAGUUGGUGGUGCUGCUGGUCUUGGUGUCUCAGCCAUAGUGUCGCUGAGAGAGAUCUGGGAAACUGUAAAGGAAAAACUCAGUGAGCUGACCUACAUAGUAUUCAACUACCUAAGGAGACUUGAUCCUGUGGACUACAUACAUGCGGCUAAUGUACUCAUGGCUUGCAUGUCCAGUAAGAGAGAGCUUGUCAUGACCAUACUUGACUUUGUUGCACAUAAACUGGGGAGAGAAGUGUUGUCGAGCAUUACAGCAGCAUAGACAAUAGUUUUUUUUUGUAGUGUUUUUUUUUUAUUAACUGACAUUAGAUCUGGUUUCUAGCUAAUAAGAGGCUAUAGUGUCUUUUAAUUUGUACCGCAGAAAAUAAAAAUAAUUUUAUGGUGAAUUAAAUAAACAAAGUGAUAUUUAAUAAAUAUGAAUAUAUAUGAUAACAUAAUGUCACAACAUUUGAAUAAUGAAUUUUUCAUUGAAAUUGUUAUGUUUAAUAGAUUAAAUAAUUAUUACAUGAGUAAAAUCAUUUUAGGGUCACAGGUAUUUGGUAAGUAAAAUGGUUUUGGUGCUUAGGUAGGCAGCUAAAACAUUUGUGUGAUCAACAGGUGAUCUAAGAAAAUAAAUAAAUAAAUAAUUUUAUAAACAAAAAUGUGAACUUUUAAACUAUUAAAACUAAGGGCCUGUUAUAGCUUGAUGUUAAACAUCAUACAUUUUGACAUUAUUAAUUUUAAUAAAUUAAAAAUGUUUUUAUAGAUAAAUUACCUGAGCUAUUAAAUCCAAUUAAAAAUUAUGUAGGUAGGUAUAGCCAUAAGGCCAAGUUAAGUAAUUUUUGUCGGCGUACGUCCGACAAGUAUCAAAUCCGUCCGUGAUUAAUCUCCUUCAUUUUAUUUAUUAGAUAAAAAAAGUUACAAUUUGAGUCCAUGGUACGUCACAAAAUGAUAAGUAAUCUAUAGUAUAAAAGCGAAUGGCUAAUGAAGAGUAGGGGUAGGUAAGAAGUAGGACAUAUAAAUCAAAGCAAAGCUUGGUCGGGUCCGCUAAUUACUUAUAAUUUUUUAAUUAAGUGGUAAUCAACACAAAUAGACGCAGUUGUGUGGUAUAUACUUUACUAUAUAAUUAUUGUGAUAGUUCGAAUAUUGGAAAAUAAACCAAAUACAGGGUGAUACAUUAGUGGUUUAUCCGCCAUUUUUAAUUGUAAUAAAUUGAAACUACCUUAAUCUUAAUCGAUUGUAUCGUCAAAUCCUAAUUAUUUCAUUGUGGGAGAUCAAAUUCUAAAAAAAUACCCAGUAAGUAUACAAACUAGUCCAUUACCAAUUUAUUAUAUAGUAUCCCAUAAAUAUUAAUUUUAAUGUCACUUUUCCUUGCAAUUUUAUAACGCAAGAAAAAAAUUGUCAAAAUUGAAAAAAAUAAAUAAAACUUGGCGGUCUUACGGUUUUUCUAUAAAAAUAAUCAAAAUUGUUUAAGAGAAUUACUUAGGUGAUUUAAUUUCACCUUGAGUUGGAUCCAUUAUUAUUUAUGGGAUACCCUCUAUGUAUUAUAGCUACUAAAAUUAUUGUCCGUUAGUUCUCUCUAAAAAUCAAUGACUGUUUUUUUUUGUUGUUGCAGUUCAUUGAAAAUAGGUGGUUUAAAAAACUAGGUUGUUUUUUUUUCAAAAGCGCAAAUUAUGUAUAAGUAGUUAUAGUUUGACCUCUGCAGUUUGCGCUUAAAAUAGCCAAGUAGUUAACUUAAAAUUAUUCUUCGUUCUCUUAUUUUAUUAAUACACUUUUUCAUAGAUUGCUCAAUUAGGGUCAGCGCAAACUAACUAACACUACCUCGCCUCCGCACCUUUCUCACACGUGUUGUUUAUUUUUUAUUAAAUUUUCAAGUAGACUGCGUUGACCUUUAGUUUUUAAGAUGCCGACAUAUCACUUGAUCUGUGUGAAAUAAAAAUAUUUUUGAUGAA
Molecule: messenger RNA, 2392 nt
Organism: Bicyclus anynana (squinting bush brown)
Lineage: Eukaryota; Metazoa; Arthropoda; Insecta; Lepidoptera; Nymphalidae
Exons: 3
Coding region: 256-723 (155 amino acids)
Source: RefSeq, a predicted model, not a curated record